AUGCCCCCCAGCUGCCAGGACCUGCUGGAUGCCCAGGCACUGCCCGAGCUGUCCCAGCGCAACUGGGCGCUGAGCCAGGCCUGCGCCUCCUACCAGCGCCUGUGCCCACCCGAGGGGGCCCAGCACCACUGUGCCCCGCUCAGCGCCCGGCUUUGCCGCCACCGCCUCCAGGAGUGCCGUGCCAGGACCCGCCCCCCCUCACCCCAGCUUUGUUCCCCAGGGAGCUGCGGGCACCGUGGGGGCCCCCAAGCGAACGCCACAGCCCCCCGAGGACGGAUCAUGGGCGGCAGUGUGGCCCCGCGGGGGGCCUGGCCCUGGCUGGUGUCGGUGCGGCUCCACGGGGAGCUGAUGUGUGGAGGGGUGCUGGUGGGGCACUCCUGGGUCCUCACCGCAGCCCACUGCUUCGCCGGGAACCGGAACGAGCUGGCGUGGACAGUGGUGGUGGGUGACCACGAGCUGGGCAAGACGGACGUGGGCGAGCAGGCAGUGCCAGUCCGGCGCAUCCUGCCUCACCCCAAGUUUAACCCCAAGACGUUUCACGGGGACCUGGCGCUGCUGGAGCUGGCAGUGCCGCUGGCCCCCUCACCCACCGUCAGCCCCGUGUGCCUGCCCAGCAGCCCCGCGGAGCCCAGCCCUGGCACCACCUGCUACAUCACAGGCUGGGGCUCCCUCUACGAAGAGGGGCCAGCGGCCAACGUGGUGAUGGAGGCGCGAGUGCCCCUGCUCAGCCAGGAGACGUGCCGGGGUGCCCUGGGCAGCGACAUGCUCACCAACGCCAUGUUUUGCGCUGGGUACUUGUCUGGGGGCAUCGACUCCUGCCAGGGUGACUCGGGGGGCCCGCUGGCAUGCCAGGACCCCUCCUCACACCGCUUCGUCCUCUACGGUAUCACCUCAUGGGGCGACGGCUGCGGCGAGCGGGGCAAACCGGGCGUCUAUACCCGUGUCGCCGCCUUUGUGGACUGGCUAAGCCUCCAGAUGGACCCCGCCCCCGGCAGCCGGGAACCAAGCUGCUUCGACCUGCUGGCACUGGCCCAGCUGCCCCCUGAGCAGCAGCCACCCGAGCGCGCCCGUCUCUGCGCCUUCUACACCGGGUCCUGCCGGGCCCCCCAGGGCCGGGCUGCCUGCAUCCGCCUGUCCGAGGAGACCUGCCUCGCCAGGACGAGACGAUGCGAGCUGCACUCCUACACCCAGACCUUGGUGGAUCUCCUGCGCCGGGCUGGGGACUUCAUCCGAAACCAGUUCGACUUCUCCUUCCUCACCCAUGCCCUGCCCCAGCUCCUGGGCAAGAUCUAUGGGCACCUCUUCCCGCCCCGUGUCCGCAGGGAUGCCCCAGGCCCAGCUGCGGCAGGGGGCCAGCCCAGCCCCACGGCAGAGGGACCCCAGAGACCCCCCACCAGGCGGCCUCCCCCCUUCGCAGGGCUCUUUGGGGCCGUGGGACCACGGCUGCAGGACUGGGUGGAGGCACUGAGGGCCAUGGCAGAGGGCAGCACCCUGGUGCCUACCCCGGGAGGGGGGCAGCUCCACGGGGAGACGUGGCUCUUCUUGCAGGUAUUUGGGAGGGAUGGGCUGGGGGGAGCCCCUACUCCUCUGCUGUGCCCUGCGCUCUGCCACAGUGCACCUGACCAUGCCCAUGGGUACCCUGUGGGUGCCCCACCGUCCACCCUGUCCCCUUACCUUCAGCAGGGCGAGGAGGUGGUGGAGGAGCUGGUGGGACAGGGACAAGCCUUCCUUGCCCAGCUGCGGGCAGAGCUGGACCUCGGCACCCCUCUUGAAGCCAUGGAGCCGCGAUGGGCACCCAGAGAGCUGGCAGGGACCCCCACACUGAGACGGCCCGCACCAAGGGAGAAACGUGAACUAAUGCCCACAGAGCUGCCGGGGGUGAAGGAGGAGGAGGAGGAGGCAGGCGCAGGCAGAGCCUGCCCCGGCCUCAACGAGUCAGUGGUGCGGGUGGGUGCGGUGCAGGAGCUGUACGCCUGGGUGCUGCGGGUGCCUGAGCCAGACCUGGCCAUGACCUUCCAAGAGAUCCUGGUGGACUUGGGCUCCAAAAAUGCCAAGGGGCUGUACCGGGCACAGGUGCGGGCCAUGGUGGGGGGCCGCCCCACGGCCUUCACUGGCCUCGUGGGGCUGGAGAGCGACUCGCUGGCCCGCAGCAUGCCCGGCCUUGUCGCUCUGGCACUCGAGGCACUGAAAACUUAA
Molecule: messenger RNA, 2196 nt
Organism: Nipponia nippon (crested ibis)
Lineage: Eukaryota; Metazoa; Chordata; Aves; Pelecaniformes; Threskiornithidae
Source: RefSeq, a predicted model, not a curated record